Sycon ciliatum is the source of this 627-nucleotide messenger RNA. RefSeq lists its product as uncharacterized. Gene Ontology annotation, molecular function: nucleic acid binding. The record is from RefSeq and is a predicted model, not a curated record. The transcript has a single exon. The coding region runs from base 1 to 627 and encodes 208 amino acids. Lineage: Eukaryota; Metazoa; Porifera; Calcarea; Leucosolenida; Sycettidae.
AUGGCGUAUGGCCUGGACACCGAGUCGUUUCUGCUAGCAUUCACCCGUUUCUGCAAGGGCAGAGGGACGAACUUUGUCGGUGCAGAGCGCGAGCUAAGAGAAGCCGAUCAAGCGCUAGGUUCUAAUGAAGUGGCCACAAGUAUGGCCAGCCAAGGAGUUCACUGCCGCUUCAAUCCACCUCUCGCUCCGCACUUUGGCGGCGUAUUUAAGUGUGUGGUCAAGGCAAAAAAGCGCGCAAUGAUGGCAACUCUGUCCCAGGCCAAUCUCACUGAUGAGGAACUUGUAACUGCCAUGGUGAGUGCGGUAGGCCUAUUCAACUCGCGCCCGUUGACCGCUGUCCGGAUUGACGUGGAUGAAGCCGCACCGCUAACACCGAUGCACUUCCUAGAUGGACAGUGUGAGCUGACUCUGCCACUCGAAGAAGUCGCUGAGUUGCACCCACAGCAUCGUUGGCGGCUCCUCCAGCAGCUCCUACGCGAGGUAUGGCGGCGAUGGCUUCGAGAAAUAGUGCCUCGGCUGAAUGUGCUUCAGCAAUGGUCUCGAUGCAGCCGCAACAUCAAGCCCAGUAACAUCGUCCUCUGCGUUGUGGCUUGUGGCUUGCCGCCAGUGACUAUCCAGAUAUGUUGA